AUGUCUCGAGCAUCGAAAAGACCGAAGCUCGAAUCGCAUACGCGUUCGACUCGACAGAAGACUGAAGAUCACCAAGCUCUUCUCUCCGGUCAGUUUAUGACCUCGACAAUUGAUAACGAACCAAAUGACGUCCCAUGUCCGUCGCCCAUACCCAAUCCAAAUGAUCCAUUGACAUCACAAGGCUUACCUAUUGUCAGUGAUACAGCACAAGGUGAAACAGAACGUCACACUGAAUUCAAUGGGCGAUUUGUUAGUCUUGUUUCACUUUUACGCGUGAUUAACACAGUCUAUCGAUCGAAUUUAACUUCACCAAAAUGGAAGAACUUCCGCGGCUCACGUAUCGAAUGUCAAGAUAAGAUACGUUUAAACAAUGUUAUUUGGAGAACAUGGCAUCAGCAAUAUAUACGACGAAUAAAAUCACUUGUUUGCCAAUUCGUCUCGCCACUUGACAUUCAAACAUUUCCAACACAAGUCAAUCAACAAGCUAAACAACAAGUGCUUAACAACUUGAAAGGCGAAUAUAUCAAAUGGCGACAAAGUUCCAAAGCUACUCUACGUCGAUUAGAAAUCGAUAUAUCAAGCAAUGAAAUAAAACAGCUUUUGGGUAAUGUCAGUGAAACUUACACACCAAAAGUUUCGUCAAAUUUCCGUCGUAUCGCCACUCCACCACCUGAUCCAUUCAGCCUGUUCGAUGACUUCGAGCUAAUCGAGGAUCAAUUACUCUUUUCCACAACGAACUCAUUUAAUGACAAAGAUGCCGCAUUGGGUGGAAAUCCAGAUUUACAUCAACCAAUCAUGGGACAAUAUUAUUUCGAUAUCAAUACCUUCUUUGACGGACUUGAUGCAACAUUGACAAAUGAUGAAUUCAAUCUGCGAUGUAAUAAUGAUUCGUUGUCAACAUUGCCUUCGUAUCAAAAUCAGACAGACCUUACAUUGGAUAUACCAUCACAGCCACAACAAGAUUUGAGUAAUUUUCAGACAUUAGUCUCAGUAGCUACAGAACGUCCACGUUUAACAAUUCAACAGCAAAAGAAUAUUUUAAAUCAGAAUAAUAAUUCAAAUAACAACGUGCAACUAAAUAAUCUGAAUUCAAUGGCAAUGUAUAAUAAUUUACAAUAUCAACCAGUAUUAUCUCGACCAAUGUAUAAUCCAUACGCUGUGAACAACGCUACUAAUAAUCCAACGAAUUCAAAUAGUCUUGAACAUUUGACUCCAAUUACAAAUAUUUCUACAGUUCCAGCAAUCAAUGCAAUAAUGACGACUCCGCAAUCCUCGUUAAUGUACACAAACAAUAAUGCAAGACAAACGCAACAAAUUGAUUUACCAAUUAGUAAACCACCCUCGUCAACGUUGGUCGAUCUUCUUAAACAAAGACGAAGUCCCCCUCCGCCAGUAUCAAUGACAGUAACAAACAGUUCAUCUGUAACAUCAACACGCCAAAGAAAACAGAAUUCGGCUGCUAAAACACCAAAAAAGUCGUCCAAAAAGGCACAAGUACCAACCAAACAAAUACCUGUGAACAAUACUCUAUUAAAUUCUAUACCGAAUCUUGGCGAGCCAAAUGAAUCGGUAUUGAGCACGUCUAUAGCGCAGCGAAAUAGACUACAACGUACUGUUUCUCGAUCAACAUCGGAGGAAAUACCAUUACCUACUCCACAUCAACCUUUUCAUAUCUCAGCACCACCAUCGGCACAAAUAAAACACAGUGCUUCUACUUCCAAUGAUUUAGUAUUCUUAAAUGGAAAUGCGACACUCGAUUCUUCACCCUCGUCUACAUCAAGUUCUGGACAAAAUGCUGAAAGUAAACGUCGUCGAAAUAUCAAGAACGGUUUCGAGAGUCUUCGUUCACUUAUCCCAGAACUGAACGAUCCAACAAAUGCAAAGAUAAGUAAAGCUCAAAUGCUUGAAUGCACUGCUACACACAUUCAAGAAGCAACAAAACUUCGCGACAAAAUGAAGAGCGAAGUUGAUCUGUUAAAACAAGAAAAGGAGCAAUUACAACAAAGAAUCUCUCAAUAUCAAGCAAGUUUACCUGUUGAUGGUAUACCUAUAGUACCAGCUAGACGUUCUCGCGAAGCUUCCUAUGCAUUAUUUCACUCAUAUGUUGCUGAGCGAGCACGAAAGAAUUGGCGAUUUUAUCCAUAUUCAUUGAUAUUGAAACGCAUUUUCGAUGGAUUUCAAACGACAGUGACAUGUGAUUCAUCGGAUGAAUUCAUGCGUUCGUUAAACGAAUGGAAAACAAAUUCACUUAACCUCGUACAAUUACGACAAGCUGCUUCGCAAGCUGUCAUAGAUAUGGGACGAGAAACAUCAUUGAUUUCAUCACCUGAUCGAGUGCCUGAAGAAUGUAUUCGUUUAGCAUCGAAAGAAAUCCAGUAG
Adineta ricciae is the source of this 2379-nucleotide messenger RNA. NCBI's taxonomy places the organism in Eukaryota, Metazoa, Rotifera, Eurotatoria, Adinetida, Adinetidae. The record is from the annotation of a GenBank genome assembly.